AGGAACAUUGUAGUCUCAAACUAAAUCCUAGUGACUACAUUGCUGUGACAGUGUGCUGGAGGAACUUUGUGUCCGGGGAAAUGUUGCCGGGGGGAAGGUCUUAGGUGGUGACAGCUGGGCGGAAGUACGUCACUGGCGCGGCGAUUUGAUUUCUGAUCUGUGUGUGGGUGUUCUAAGGAAAGUUCCGGUUCCCGGUGUGGUGAAGCGGAGCUCUCUGGGUGUAUGGAUCGUUAUGUGCUGCUCGUCAGCUGGCAGAAGAGGACGGAGGGAGCCCGGGAACAACAACAACAACAACAGGCCCUUCCCGCAGGUUUAUCAGAUGUGCAGGAUGUUUAUAGUCAGCUGAAAGAUUACUCCACCAAACACACUGACACCUUCCCAGCUUCUUCCCUUUCCGGAGAUCCAGGAGUAAGAAAAUGGUUCUUUGCUCUCCAGGUUGCCUUUGGAUCUUUUCAGUUCUCUAGUUCGGAUUGGGAAGAUGUGAGCCUGGUGACAUCCCCUGAUGAUGGAUCAGAACCUCCUCCAUGCGCUAUUGAUGAAUGUGUGUGCGCUCUGCAAAACUCAGAGGAAGAUGAUGACGACAGCAGGGACUCUGUGUCCCAAACCGGCUUGUAUGAAGAAUGUGCCGAGUUACUCCACCAGUUGGCUGACAAGCUUCCAGCACCAGGGAAAGCAUUGGUGGACAUUCUACUGAUCUCUCCAGAUGUUCCGAAGUUGAAGGAGUGUUUACUUGCACUGGGGGCAAUCAAACACCUGAGAGAAUGGCAUGCGGCCAAGACAACUAUUGUCACAAGAGAAAAUAAAGGGUGGUAUAAGAUAUCCAACUACCUCUCAGCUUCUAUAGUUGCUUCUGAAUGUCUUAGGAGUUCAGUUGAUCCACAAGAGUUAUGGCGAGGCUCUACUGAAAUAAAUGAGCGAAAGCUUGGCUCAGAAGUGGAAUUUCCAGAUUUUUGUUUGAGAUCUUCUUUGGAUGUUACCCCAUCACAUUUUCUGAGACACAGCAGUGUGCUAAAUCACAGCGAUGACAAGAAUUCUUUACUAUCUGAGGUCUUCCAUUACUAUGGCUCAUCGCUGCAGUUUGUACAAAUGGUGGAGCUGUCAGAACUUCCAAAAUAUUUCAUGUCGGACCAUGAAUUUGAACUAUGUUUGACUAGAAAUUCACUGCAAGGAAAAUCUAGACUGAUGCUGGAUCAGUUGUGCUCCAUGAAUGACAAGGUUGGAGCUUUAUUUCUGCUGUCAUGUAAUGUGUGUAGUCUUUCUCUACCCCCCGAGUCCCAGCGUAGUUCCAGGAAAUGGAAGGAGUACUUGUCCAGGAAGCCGAAAGAAAUCAAAGUUCCAGGGAUUAAAGUUAAAGGGGAGUAUUGCAGUUACUACUUCUUAAUCCAAGGUUUAAAAAAUGGAGCGUGCAAAGCAACCAUGCUUCACUCUGCCAAUCAUAUCAAUGGAGCGGCCUCACUUGUUUUGCUGCAUCAACGACUGCAUGAUGGGCCUCAAACAGACAAUCCAGAUUGCAGCAUACUGAACAAUCUACCUCUUUUGGAUGGUGAUCAGAUUCUGCGGAGGGAGAGGGCUCUGGCUCGUACUCGGUCCUUAGCGGUGGAGGAAUUUUUCAAAAGAAAAGCUGGUUCGCAAUCACUUACCCCUGCAAAUAUUAACUCACUGAAGACCUUGUUUAAACUGACUCGGGAUGCAGUUUUCAGGAUUUAUGAUAGCAAACUGCCCCAAGACAUGUCCAAGCAGGAUGAAAAACCCAACAGCUCUGGAGCUCUCCCUGCUGAAUCCCAAACGGCCAUAGUGAAUCCAUCAGAAUGGCCAGAGAGAAAUGUUCUACAAAAUCUGGAAAACUUUGAGAAAAUCCAGCAGAGAAUCGGGGCAUCUAUGCUGUCCAACACAGCAGAGCAUUUACUGGGCCGGAAGGACAAUCAGAAGGAAGGACUGACAUUGCUGGAUGCCAAGGAGUUGCUGAAAUACUUCAAUCCACAAGGGCUAGCGAUCGGAGAGCUUCAACCCUUACAGGUCCAGAGAGGAGAUAAUGUCUUCCUACUAACACCCCAACUUACCCCACGAAAGUUGAGUGGCCUAACAUUUGAAAAAGCCUCUGAAUGUCACUACCACAACCUUGAGUAUUGCCUCGAUGAAAGAAAAGCGUUAGAUCGUGAUGUUGGCUUUUCGGAGCUGCAGUCUCGACUGAUUCGCUAUGAAACGCAGACUACUUGUAACAGAGAGUGCUGCCCCCUACCCUUCGCUCUGAGUCCCCUUCCAUCUCCUGCUGUCCUUUCUGAGCCGGGCAGUGUUCCAGACGGAGAGUCUUUGCAAGAUCCCCUGAGGCUAAAACGACGAUCUAGGGACUUGGAUGGAUUGAUUGCCAGUAAGAGACUUGCAAAAUCUGAAAGCUCUGACUCUCUGAUGUCUCUGGCGAGUGAGGGUAGUGUUCCUCGUCAGCCACCCAGGGUGACCAGGCUACGCUCUGAGAGGACGGCUCCAGCGUCAUCGUCGGUUGCACAGAUUUCCACUCCUGCCGCCCGGAGAACAUCAUUAAGCAGCAAACCUGUUCCGCCAAUGCAAACUGCCAAUCCAGAGCCUGAGAACAAGGAAUCCAGAUCUCAGAAACACAACAGGAUGCUGAGGGAGGUGGUGUGUAAAACACUACACAAGAACGGAGUCCAGGAGGGUCACCCCUGCUUCACAACCUGCAGCCAGCGCCUCUUCGAUAUCUCCAAAUUCUUCUUAAAGGACUUGAAGACGUCAAGGGGCCUGCAGGACGAGAUGAAGAAGGCAGCUACUAAUAAUGUUAAACAGGUCAUUCAAUGGGAACUGGACAAGCUGAAGAAGUAAAAAAAAAAAAAAAAAUGAAAUGUGAAAGAUUUUUUUUCUUUUUGUAGAUAGAGGUUUGUAGUGUACAGUAAAUAUAAUUUAUACAUGGUGUUUUUAUAUAUGUAUAGCUUUUUUUUUUUUUAUCAUUCCUUUAAUAAACAAUUUACCUAUUGUUCACCUCCUGGGCUCUGUAUAAGGAUGGUAAUAUAUCAUUCUCCAGGAGCUCUCCUCCAGCCUAACAAUCCCUGCAUUGUGUGUCUCCACUGAGCUCUGUGUUGUAUUAACAGAUAUCAUCAGUUUGCUUUGGAGUGAGCUGGGGGUUUAACCCUCCGUCGGUCACAGCGGCUCGAGCUCUGUGGUUUUCCGUACUUCAAAGGUGGCUGCACUAGUUUUAUGUACAAUGGUAACCAGUAGUUAUUCAAAAGUGUUUUUGUUCUCGGCAUGUGAAUUCAGGUUGUAUGUCUUCAGGGUUGAGGAAAAGGAGUGCGUUGACUUUUCAGUAACUUUCAAUUCUGUAUAAACAUUCCUUGUUUGUCACUGUAUACAGCAAUACAAUAUCCGUUUUGGAUAAAA
Rana temporaria (common frog) is the source of this 3387-nucleotide messenger RNA. RefSeq names its product MDM2 binding protein (gene MTBP). NCBI's taxonomy places the organism in Eukaryota, Metazoa, Chordata, Amphibia, Anura, Ranidae. The transcript is spliced from 22 exons. Gene Ontology annotation, biological process: traversing start control point of mitotic cell cycle; regulation of protein ubiquitination; protein localization to kinetochore. Gene Ontology annotation, cellular component: kinetochore. The record is from RefSeq and is a predicted model, not a curated record. The coding region runs from base 223 to 2835 and encodes 870 amino acids.